Coffea eugenioides is the source of this 2011-nucleotide messenger RNA. RefSeq names its product probable leucine-rich repeat receptor-like protein kinase At1g35710. NCBI's taxonomy places the organism in Eukaryota, Viridiplantae, Streptophyta, Magnoliopsida, Gentianales, Rubiaceae. The record is from RefSeq and is a predicted model, not a curated record. The coding region runs from base 31 to 1905 and encodes 624 amino acids. The transcript has a single exon. Gene Ontology annotation, molecular function: receptor serine/threonine kinase binding.
AGCUCAUUUGCAUAUUACUCAGAAUUCACAAUGACAAAGGAGCUGAAUCCUAUAUGCACCUGGUGCCAAAGAAGGGCACUUCUGCUAAUGUUCAGUUUCUUCCUCUUCUCUGCCUCAUUGUUAACAUCUGAUGCUUGUCAUCCAGCGGACAAAGCAGCGCUGCUAGACUUCAAGAACAAGAUCACAUCAGACCCCUCAAAAUUGCUCCAUACAUGGACUCCAACAACAGAUUGCUGUAAAAGCUGGCAGGGUAUCGCUUGUGACACCUCUGGCAGAGUAGUGAACGUCUCUCGAUCUGGCCUUACUGGUGAUGACUUCAUACUCGAUACAUCCAUGUCUGGAACUUUAUCUCCUUUGCUUGCCAACAUCUCCUAUCUUCAAUUGCUCGACCUCAGCAACCUCAAGGAUUUGCAGGGUCACAUUCCUCCCGAAUUUGGCAAGUUAUCGCGCCUAACUCAUCUUUUUCUCGAUUCAAACAAGAUUACGGGAUCCAUACCUGUUGCAUUGCGAUAUCUAUACAAGCUGAAGAAGCUAUAUCUCAGCGACAAUCAGCUAUCUGGUACUGUACCUUCACCUAUCUUUGAAUCUUUAACAUUGCUUUCAGAACUUGGGCUUUCAGGAAAUAGACUGUCCGGUCCAAUACCGUCUUCUAUUGGCAAGUUAGUUUCACUAACUAAGCUUGACAUUUUCCAAAACAGCUUCUCUGGUAGUAUUCCAGAAAGUCUUGGAAAUCUCAAGGAUCUAGAGUAUGUUGAUUUUUCGUAUAACCAAUUGACUGGAAAGAUACCAGAAUCAAUUGGUGGCCUCUCCAAUUUAGUGCUGUUAUAUGCAAAUCAUAAUCAGCUUAGUGGAAGCAUUCCUCCUCCUAUCUCUGGACUCUAUUCAUUACAGUUUUGCCGUUUAUCAGACAACACGUUAACUGGCAGCAUCCCAGCAUCAAUUGGCAAUCUUCGGAAUAUUCAACGACUGAUCUUUGAGAACAACAGGCUUACUGGGAAACUACCUGCAACUAUAGGACAUCUUGCUGGUCUUACAGAUAUAUUCUUCUCCAAUAACAUCUUCACAGGAAAGAUCCCAUCAAGUUUUGGCAAUCUGCGAAACUUACAGACGCUAGAUUUGUCACGAAACCAACUCAGUGGUCCGAUCCCUCCACAGGUAGCUCAAUUGCAGAGAUUACAGUCGUUGGACCUGUCAUUUAAUCCUCUUGGACUAGUGAGCAUACCCAAUUGGUUCCAAGAAUUAAAGGUAUUUCGCCUCUUGUUGGCUAAAACAGGUCUCCAAGGACAGCUUCCACAAUGGUUGGCUUCAUCAUCACUGUCAACUCUGGAUUUAUCAGACAAUGAACUGACAGGAAAAUUGCCCAAUUGGAUAGGAAACAUGACAAACCUCUCCUAUCUGAAUUUAUCGAAGAAUGCAUUCCACUCUUCAAUUCCGGAGGAAUUCAAGAAUCUCUCCCUUCUGAUGGAUCUUGAUCUUCACUCCAACAAAUUCUCGGGAGGGCUGAAAACCAUUUUGUCGAAACAUUUCCAAGAUCCACUUGGGCGCUAUAACUCCAUUGAUCUUUCCUACAAUCUAUUUGGUGGUUCCAUGGAGGAGGCCAUUGGAGACGAACCGUCAUUAGCUUCCCUUGUUAUCCUAAUUCUGUCGCACAAUCGACUAGAAGGGUCCAUACCGAAGUCACUAGGAAAAUUAAGUGGACUGAUGACUUUACUGCUAUCGCAUAACUAUUUGAGUGGUGAAAUCCCGGAAGAAGUUCUGAAUCUAAAAUCGCUCCAAGAUUUUGACGUCGCUGGGAACAAGCUAAGUGGAAGAAUUCCUGCUCACAACGCCACCAUCCCAAAGACUGCAUUUUUAGGCAAUCCUGGCUUGUGUGGAGCUCCACUACCUCCUUGCAAGCACUCCUAAUUAUGCAUCUCUCAGAGAUCAUCCUUACUGUUACAUUUUGUGGUUUUUUAAAUUUAUACACUACUAUAUAAUUCAUUGGAAACCAGUGUACGUUUCGAAGGCAGCA